AUGGAUUUCGUGUCAAGAUUGCCAAGGACUCAGGCUGGAUUUGAUGAAGUUUGGAAAAGCUACGCCGAGCAGAGACAGAAACCUUUAGAAUUCGAUGAGGGAGAUCAUGUAUUCCUAAGGGUUACUCCAACAAUAGGAGUGGAUAGUGCGAUCAAAGCAAAGAAAUUGAAUUCUCGUUAUAUCGGUCUGUUUCAGAUUCUAAAGAGAAUUGGAUCAAUAGCAUAUUGGAUAGCUCAACCGCCACAUCUUUCGAACUUGCACGACGUAUUUCACGUGUCGCAACUUCGGAAGUACACUUCUGAUGCCAGCCACAUUUUAGAACCUAAAUCAGUUCAAUUGAAAGAGAAUUUGACGCUUCAGGCAACUUCGGUUCGAAUUGAUGAUACUAGUAUUAAACAGUUGCGCGGAAAGAAAGUGGCACUAGUAAAACUUGCUUGGAGUCGGGCUGGAAUUGAAUAA
Molecule: messenger RNA, 459 nt
Organism: Arachis ipaensis
Lineage: Eukaryota; Viridiplantae; Streptophyta; Magnoliopsida; Fabales; Fabaceae
Source: RefSeq, a predicted model, not a curated record